GCUCAGGGGACGGUAUUAAAGGCCGGACGCUUCCGGUGGAGGGGAGCUGUGGCGGGGCUUGCUGGGAUCAUGGCGGAGAAUCACUGCGAGCUGCUGCCACCGGCCCCGAGCGGCCUCGGGGCGGGGCUGGGGGGCGGCCUGUGUCGCCGUUGCAGCGCGGGGCUCGGCGCCCUGGCCCAGCGCCCCGGUAGCGUGUCCAAGUGGGUCCGGCUCAACGUCGGCGGCACCUACUUCCUCACCACCCGGCAGACGCUGUGCCGGGACCCGAAAUCCUUCCUGUACCGCUUGUGCCAGGCCGACCCCGACCUGGACUCGGACAAGGAUGAAACAGGUGCCUAUCUAAUCGACAGAGACCCCACCUACUUCGGGCCCGUGCUGAACUACCUGAGACACGGGAAGCUGGUCAUCAACAAAGACCUUGCGGAAGAAGGAGUGUUGGAGGAAGCGGAAUUUUACAACAUCACCUCGUUAAUAAAACUGGUAAAGGACAAAAUUAGAGAACGAGACAGCAAAACGUCACAGGUGCCCGUGAAGCACGUGUACCGCGUGCUGCAGUGUCAGGAGGAGGAGCUCACGCAGAUGGUGUCCACCAUGUCUGAUGGCUGGAAGUUCGAGCAGCUCGUCAGCAUCGGCUCCUCCUACAACUACGGGAACGAAGACCAGGCGGAGUUCCUGUGUGUGGUUUCCAAGGAGCUGCACAACACGCCCUACGGCACGGCCAGCGAGCCCAGCGAGAAGGCCAAGAUUUUGCAAGAACGGGGCUCAAGGAUGUGAGGGACACAGUAUUGACAGCUGAAGAAAUGAACUACUUUUUCCAAGAUGCAAUGAACCGCCUUGUCCAGGAAGCUUGGCUGUGAGAAGAAACCUGCUUUUGAUCAUUUUCCUAGAGAUCUGGGUGUGAAUCCUUUUUUGCCUCUGAGGUGGGUGGUGAGAGACGGGCCCAGCUGUCCAAGGCCAGGCGUCCCCACGGGGAGGAGGCGCCGUGGCCAGUGGGCGCUGUCUCUGGGGGCCUCGUUCUGCUUUUUGCAAGUGCCACAUGAGACCGAGGCAGGAUGCUUCCGGGGAGCCCGUGUGGUCACUGGAGACCGUCUACAGGACAGUGUUCUUGGUGCUACAUGAACAGUCUGUAAAGGCAGCCUGGGCCCUCGUGCAGGGAGGUAGCUGCCGCGCUGUCAGCGGCAUGCGGGGCCUCCGGUCUGGGUGUCCUCUGGUCACCCGCUCAGUGCCAGGCCCUGGUCCUCAGCCUCCCAGGUGUGCUCGUGCGACGGUUUCUCAGCCUGGGCAGCAGCUCCUGACAGCGGUGGCGUCUGUGUUGGCACUGCUUCCCGGGCGUUGCUCCCGGGGUCCGGCCUCCUUGGGAACCAGGCCCUGCGCCUGGGCUGCUCGGCCGGCACGGUCACGGCCUCUCCAUCCAUUUGUAUUUUCCAGGCGAGAGAACUUUGUAUCCCUUUUUUCAAGCGUGGGUGGUCUCCCCAGUGUUUGUACUCUCCAGAAACGCCCACACGCGUUGCUCCGUGUGGACCGGCCUGUUAGACCCUCUGGGGGAGGUGGCAGCGCCGCCUGGGCCUCCCACCCGCGGGCUCGCGGGAGCUGGCGCCGUCAGUGCCUUGUAGCGCCCGGGACGGAGGCGAGGCCUGCCCGCCGGCUUCCGGAGCCGCGGCUCCGGUCGUGGGGACGGCUCGGGGUGUUCCGGCGCGUCGCAGACGUCUCUCGCCAGCCCUCUGUCUUCUCUGCGCAACUAUGCAGUCUUCUCUCCUUCUGGGAGGUUCGAGACUACACAGCCCGCACGGGCCGCCGCCUGGCCUGCCGGGGGCUGCCGGCCCGUAGCCGCCGCCGCACGCCUGGAGCACAGGCCCCCGCUGGCCGUGGGGACCAGUCUGGCCGGGGACCUGGCUGAACGAGCAAGCUCUCUGCGCCCGGGCCCCGGGGAGCCGCGCACGCUGACUGCCGGGGCCGCCCGCGUGUAGGUCACAGGUCCGCCAGUGUCUAGUGUCAAACGCUUCCGGAGACUUCCUGCCCGGGCCUCCUCCCUCUCCUUUGCCAAUAACCUGAUUAACCGAGUUCUCCAGCACCUAGGACUUACCUCCUCCUUUUGUAAGGUCUCUUGUGUGUUGUUAAAUGUCUGGCUUCAACAGUUCCCAGCAGCCUCUGCACAGGGCGGGGGAGGCCCCCGGCCGCCCUGUCCCCCCACGGGGGCGCAGCCUGUGGCCUAGGCCGCGCUCGCCGCUCCCCACGUUUGGUUUCUGACCUUGACGUGAUAGAUAGGCUUGUGGUUUUUUUAAUUUAAAGAUAUUAAGACUUAAUUCACUAAAAUUUAUUCUAAGGGGAUAUUUAUACUUUUAUACUUUUUUAGGUAUCCGUAUUUUAUCAGCUUACAGUUUAAUGCCUAAGUUUCCCCUGAAAAUAGCGAAUAAAAUUGUGUAUUUAAGAACGA
Microcebus murinus (gray mouse lemur) is the source of this 2434-nucleotide messenger RNA. RefSeq names its product potassium channel tetramerization domain containing 5 (gene KCTD5). Gene Ontology annotation, molecular function: cullin family protein binding. Gene Ontology annotation, biological process: protein homooligomerization; proteasome-mediated ubiquitin-dependent protein catabolic process. Gene Ontology annotation, cellular component: cytoplasm; Cul3-RING ubiquitin ligase complex. The record is from RefSeq and is a predicted model, not a curated record. Lineage: Eukaryota; Metazoa; Chordata; Mammalia; Primates; Cheirogaleidae.